Molecule: messenger RNA, 1538 nt
Organism: Paramecium primaurelia
Lineage: Eukaryota; Ciliophora; Oligohymenophorea; Peniculida; Parameciidae
Source: the annotation of a GenBank genome assembly
AUGAUUGAAAUACGAAGACCACUUUCAGAAAAGAAUUUGGGGAAUAGAUCUAGCAAAGAUUUGCAAAGACCAAAUUCAUCCAGUUCACAAUAGAAAUAGAAUUUGUAAACAAUGAAAAGUUCAAUAUAAUUACAAAAACAAAAUCAAAACUUUUAUUCUAAAUAUUUUAAUAGUAAGGAUUAAAAAGAGAAUAUUGAAAUACGAUCCAAUGUUGAAAGAAAUCCAUCAGCUAAAUAAAAAUAGACACCUUAAGAUUAUAAAAAAUUAUAAGAUAAACUCCUUUAUUUAGAAAAUAAAAUUUCAUCAAUAAAAUCUCAUAUUGAUAAUAGUUAGAGAUAAUCCAAAAAUAAUAUAGCAUCAAAGUUUUUCUCAUAAAAUACAUAAAAUAAUCAGAAUUCAAUCUAAGUAUAAAAGUCUGUGUAAAUUGAUUUUACAAAUAGAGGAUAGAAAGAAUAAAGAGAAUAAACUCCUUAAUAAUAAUAGAAUAAAUUAAAGUCAAGUACUCUAGUUAAUAAUAAUAAUAAUAAUGAAUAUAAAUCUUCUAUUGAAGGUACUAUAAUUAAGAAACCAAGUUUAUCUACUUUUGUUACUUAAGUUAAAGCUCCUUUAUCUGAAAAUAAAAAUAACUUUAAAAAUCUAAAACCAGAUUCUGCAAAAGCUGGUAGUUCAAUUAAGACAAAUUUUAAAAGGAAAAAUUCUUAAGAAAAACCAGUAGAAUCUUUAUUUUUAUAUUAUAUCUCUUCAAUUAUUAAAGGAUAUAUGUAACCUGAAAUAACAAGGCCAAUUGAAUUAAUUAGAGAACAUUUACUUUAAACUAUGCAAGCAUCUUAAUUUUAGAAAUCAGUUAAAAUAAUAACUAAUUUUGAAGAUAAAAAAGUUAAUUUACCUUCCACAAAUAAAAAAACAAUAGUAUUUGAUUUAGAUGAAACUUUAAUUCAUUGUAAUGAAUCAACUUAAAUUCAAGGAGAUGUGAUAUUACCUAUUAAAUUCCCAUCUGGAGAGAUUAUAGAGGUAUGAUAAGAAUUAAUAUAUUAGGCUUCAAUAAAUAUUAGACCUUAUGCAUAAUAAGUAUUAUAGACUUUAAAUAAAUAUUUUGAAAUAAUAGUUUUUACUGCAUCACAUUCUUGUUAUGCAAAUGUAGUUAUUGAUUAUUUAGAUCCAAAUAAAAAUGUGAUUGCUCAUAGAUUUUUUAGAGAUAGUUGUAUGUAAACAGAAGAAGGAGCAUAUAUAAAAGAUUUAAGAGUAAUUGGAAAUAGAUCUUUAAAUGAUAUGGUUUUAGUGGAUAAUGCAGCAUAUUCUUUUUGUCUUUAACCAUUAAAUGGAAUUCCAAUUAUUAAUUAUUAUGAUAAUAAAAUGGAUUAAGUAAGUUUUUGUAGUAAUUAUAGGAACUGCUAUAUUUGCAAAACUAUUUAAUGUCAUUAAGAACAGUUCGAGAUGUUAAAUAAUAUAAUAGUUAAAAUCUGAAAUUAGAUAAAUUUACACAAUUUACAGAUCCUAUUGAUUUAUUGCAAUCUCUUUAUAAAGAUUAUAUCCCUUGA